Molecule: messenger RNA, 1494 nt
Organism: Siniperca chuatsi (mandarin fish)
Lineage: Eukaryota; Metazoa; Chordata; Actinopteri; Centrarchiformes; Sinipercidae
Gene: lgals3b
Product: lectin, galactoside binding soluble 3b
Exons: 7
Coding region: 150-953 (267 amino acids)
Biological process (GO): positive chemotaxis; monocyte chemotaxis; negative regulation of endocytosis
Cellular component (GO): nucleus; immunological synapse
Molecular function (GO): carbohydrate binding; IgE binding; laminin binding
Source: RefSeq, a predicted model, not a curated record
UGUGUGUGUGUGUGUGUGUGUGCUCUGGAUGUGGGCGUGGUCUGGAUGUGUGGACAGGGCGAGGCUCAGGAUUUACGGACUCGAGUUUCUCCCAGCGUCUCUUGGAGUGUGCAGCUCUCUCAGGUGAACUCAGAUCUCCGAACAGCAGCAUGGACCUGUCAGAUGCUCUUGGUGAUUGGCCGGCUGGUGGAAACAACCAAUCAGGAGUGAGCGGUGCACCUGGUGCCUGGCCUGGACAACCUGCCAAUCCUGCCUGGCCAGGUGCAGGUCAGCCCUCUGCAAAUCCCACCUGGCCCGGAGGUCAACCUGCUGCCAACCCCACCUGGCCCGGAGGUCAACCUGCUGUCAACCCCACCUGGCCCGGAGGUCAACCUGCUGCCAACCCCACCUGGCCCGGAGGUCCAUCUGAAGGUGGAGGACCCUGGCCCUCCCCCUCCCCUCAACCCACCGUACCUGGAGGAUGGCCCAGUCCUUCACCUGGACCAAUACCUGGACCUGGACCUGCCAUCCCCGCUGCCCCCCAAAAGAGUCUGGCGGUUUCGUUCAACCAGAGUCUUCCAAGUGGAAUUUAUGACAAACUGCUCAUCACCAUCGCUGGAAUCAUCAAACCCAACGCUGACAAGAUCACAGUGGAUCUGUGCACAGACAGUGACGUGGCCUUCCACUUCAACCCUCGCUUCAAUGAGAGCGGCAGGAAGGUGAUCGUCAGGAACUCCUGCAUCGGCAAGAAGUGGGGGAAAGAGGAGAGAGACGGCCAGAACUUCCCCUUCGUCCAGGGGCAGCCAUUCGAGAUGAAGAUCCUGUGCACCAACACGGAGUUUAAGGUGGCCGUCAACAGCACUCACUUGCUGUCGUUCCAACACCGGAUCACCAACCUGAGAUCCAUCAACAGACUCAACAUCCACAACGACCUCAAGCUGUCCAAGGUCCACAUGGAGACUCUGUCCCACUGAGGCAGAUCACCGGAUCCACCACAGAUCUACUGGGGAUUCACUGGAGAUGCGGGGGGGGGGGGUCAUCUGUAGAUCUACAGGAGAUCAUCAGUUAAUCCACCAUAAGAGAUCAACCACCAACGAUCUCCUGGAGAUCCACCAGGGAUCUUCUGGGGAUCAUUAGUGGAUCCACUGUAGUCUCUCAGUUAAUCCACAGGAGAUCCCUUGUAGAUCUACCGGAGAUCCUCAUUAUAUCUAGAAUAGAUCUACGGAACAGUGUUGGUGGAUCCACAGUAGAUUCUCCGUAGAUCUGUGGGAGAUCUUCCAUAGAUCCUGUAGAUUUACAGGUGAUCACCAUAGAUCACAUCAUCAGUAAAUGACCGCAGAUGAUCGUCAGUGGAUCCACAGUAGAUCUUCAGUUAAUCCAACGUAUAUCUUGAAUAGAUCUGUAGAUGAUUCUUGUUCUUUUAUACAUCCACAGACGGUUCUCAGUGGAUCCACAGUAGAUCCUCUUGUACUAGUUUUCUUCUGUUUGACUCGUAUAAAUAAAGGGUUAAUCUUG